UCACAUCCUGUUUAGGCCUUUCAAAAAUACUGCUUGUAAAGUACGGUUCUAGUGCCAUUUCAAAUAGACAAAGGUGGCUAGCUUAGCUAGGCUAACUAGCUUUUCCAAUCUCUUCUGUUUGCCUAGCUAACUAGUUGGGAAUGGCAGAGAUGGAAGACGAUGGUGAUCUCCAAGACGUCCAAGAUGAAGACGAUGACUCUGAACAUGAAGAGCUUGAUUUUGAAUGGGAUGCACAAGAUGAUGCCAGAGACUUCGACUGGGUUGAAGAAGAAGAGGUUGUUAUUGACACUGACGCUCCUGAGCCCUUUGCUUUGGACACUCCAGCAGAGCGAAGUGGGCACAUUGCUGUGGUAGACAGAAACUGCAUGUAUGUUUGGGGAGGAUAUAAGAAUGCUGAGGAAAUGGGACUGUUUGACUUGUACUUGCCAAAGAAUGAAAUUUGGAUAUACAACAUGGAAACUGGAAGAUGGAGAAUGCAGCUGUCGGAAGGAGACCUUCCUGCCUCCAUGUCGGGCAGCUGUGGUGUGUGUGUAGAGGGCAUUUUGUAUCUCUUUGGAGGCCACCAUGCUAGAGGAAAUACUAACUUGGUUUAUCGCCUGCCUCUGAGGAUGCCUGUAUUCAGCUGGGAGAGAAUGAAGGAUUUGAAGGGCUUGGCUCCCACAUGUAAAGACAAGCUGGGUUGCUGGGUGUACAAAAACAGGUUGAUGUAUUUUGGGGGUUACGGCUAUGUGGCACAAGCAGGUCAUAGAGGAACGUUUGAAUUAGAUGAGCAUUCACUUAUGGGUAACCAUGCAGGACGGGGCUGGAACAACCACAUUCACAUUCUCAAUCUCGAAACAUCAACCUGGAGUCAACCAAUCACAAAGGGAAAUGCCCCAACUCCACGAGCAGCCCAUGCUUGUGCUACUGUUGGAAACAGAGGUUAUGUUUUUGGAGGCCGUUAUAUGGAUCAUCGCCUGAAUGACCUGUACUACAUCAACUUGGAGACCUGGGAGUGGAAUGAAAUGUCUGUACCUCAGCACGGUCCAGUUGGCCGCUCAUGGCACUCUUUCAUACCCGCGUCACCAGACCACAUCUUCCUGUUCGGUGGCUUCACUACCAACAGGGAAACACUAAGUGAUGCCUGGCUCUACUGUGUGACCACGAAUGAGUGGAAGCCAUUUCAGCAUAACCACACAGAAAGUCCCAGACUCUGGCACACAGCAUGCUCAGGGCCAGAUGGGGAAGUAUUUGUAUUUGGAGGCUGUGCCAAUAACCUUCUCUCACACCAACGAGCAGCCCAUAGCAAUGAGCUACUAACCUUCACUGUUCAGCCCAAGUCACUGCUCAGGUCUUGUAUGGAGGUUGUCCUACAGCACAGAGAGCAGCUGGAGAGCAUGUGGGACUGCCUGCCGAAACAUCUCCUGCACAGCCUCAAACAGAGGAUUGGUACCACCAACACCGGAGGUUCCUAGAAUCAAGCGCAAGGUGACAAGUCGAGAGCAGUUGUGUCUUGGUGGAUGUCUGUAGCAGAGAUAUUUUACUUUUCUGCCAAUGUCCAGGGUCUCUUUAAGGAGAUGGAUAUGGCAAACUUGCAGAUGGUGUGGAAAGUUUGAAGACCCCUCUAGUCAAAAUUAGAGCUUCCUAUAGUUUGCAUAGUUGUUGUGCUCAGAAUGGUUUAGCAAUUUGGAACUGUUUCAUGUAAACUGGACAUACUGUAGACAUUCUUUGUAUCUUUGUUUUGACUAUAACAAGUCUAACCUACAGUUUUCCCAACUUGUGCUAUUGCAACCCAAGUAGAAAGUGAAGUAUGUAUUUGGAUGGCAUUAAUUCUCCCAUAUGUUAUUAAAUGAACAGGUAAUUUGUUCUUUCACACUGGCACUUUUGUUUAUUAGACUCAGUCAGUGUGGGAUAAUCAGUGGUACUGCUGAUCAGUCAGAGGCAUGUUUCAUCAAUAUGCAAAACAAUAGGUAUGCCAUGUCUGAUAAAUGGCUUUGGUAUUUUGCAAAGAAAAGCCAUGCAAGGGAGUAAAUUAAAAUCAGUUUUACAGAUAGCACUGGAUUUACUUAAUGUAAAUGACUAGAGGGGCUUUUAACAUUUUAAUGGUUACCAAUUAACAUCAGUUUCAUCAUGCAGUUUUGAUAGGUAAUAGGGGUUGUACUGUAUACAGACAAUUAAAUUUAAAUGUUUUAUGAGGUGUGUGUGUGUAUAUAUACUGGAUUUUAGCUGUCCUUUUCUUUCUUUUCUUUUUUUUUUUGUGAAUUUGAGAGUAUAUAUUUUGGUUUAAUUACAGAAACAUUAUCCCAUCUGAUUUAUUGGUUAAAAAGGAGUAGACCUAAGUGCGAAUCAUUACUGCUGUGCUGUUCUGCAAGAAUCUUUGCUUAUUAAGUAAAUAGUAUGAUUCAUUUUCUCUUAAUAUUUAGGAUGUUUAAUUUGAAUGUAAAACAAGUAAAAAUAUUUUCUUUAACUAUUAAUAUUUCUAAUGUUUUGAAUGUAAAAAUACACAAGACGUUUGUGAAAUUUUAGAUCAGCACAUAAAAUCUGAACAUUUGCUAUCAUCAGAAAUCUGCUUCAAAA
Molecule: messenger RNA, 2556 nt
Organism: Electrophorus electricus (electric eel)
Lineage: Eukaryota; Metazoa; Chordata; Actinopteri; Gymnotiformes; Gymnotidae
Gene: klhdc2
Product: kelch domain containing 2
Molecular function (GO): protein binding
Source: RefSeq, a predicted model, not a curated record